Petromyzon marinus (sea lamprey) is the source of this 12005-nucleotide messenger RNA. NCBI's taxonomy places the organism in Eukaryota, Metazoa, Chordata, Hyperoartia, Petromyzontiformes, Petromyzontidae. The record is from RefSeq and is a predicted model, not a curated record.
ACGCUAACCGCUACACUACCGCUCCCCACACAAAGACAGGCACAUACACAAAGACAGAUACACACACACCAUAACUACAAGGAUCCCCCAUAUACCCUUAACAAGCUGGUGGGGCAAGGGCUGUUAGCGAGCAGUGUAUAUGAAGGCCGGCAUGGCACACGAGGGGGUGAUUGGCCAGCGCCUUUGUCUGCCCAGUGGCGAUGUUUACACACCACACCAGGUCCUGGUGUUGGAAGUUCCUGGUGUUAGAAGUUCGAGGACUGUCUAUACUCAUAAUGACUUUUUCUUUAUCCAGUUUACUGCCUGCAGUAAAAUAGCUGUAACCAUUUGGGUAGUGCCGCGAGAAAUGGUUAAACUUUGGACCCUGGAGAUUAAAAUCUUCCAAUCACUCGAGGUUACUUUAAGGGGCUCAAAUAUGUGCAUGCUAAAGGGGUUUGCUGUAUCCUGCGCACCACAGCAAUGCUUUAGUGAAAAGAUAAUUACGUCAAAUUGUUCACCGGUGGCAUGGGUCCUGGUAGUGCAAGGAAUACCCCCGCUGCAUCGCAGACCUCGGUGAUAUUUCUGGGUCACGGCUCGGUGUCACAAUGUCAGGCAUUCCCAGCGUGACAGGCUCACAGUCCUGCAAACUUCUCUACCGGCUUGUCUGACGACUGACCAGCGUGCACCCCAACUUAUAACAUUUAUUGAUAACCUUUAUCGGCACUUCCGGCAACGUUGAUCCUGAACCCUCGUUCACAUGAGCUGCCCACUGGUGUUUAGCAGAAUUAUGAUCGCAGAACUCGAGGAGCCGCUGGCUGCUGGGAGCUGCCGCAGGUGUUGGCGUUGCCUCAGGACUCGCCGGUGGUUAUUGACUGGCAUUGGCCGGAUGGGAAUAAACACAGCCGUGUGCCACAGUUCAUUCAUAACGAUUCGAACGCAGCCGACAUGCCAUUACGGCAAAAUUAAGUAAGAUUAACUGCGCCUUAACUGUUGCUGCAGUUUCUGGGAAUUGGUAUCUUCUUGAACAGCACCGCCACUCAUUAGGCCACCCGCUAGACUGCGUUGCUGCUUCUGUAGAGCGAAUUUGAGCCUCUCUUGGCUCGCUUUUGGAGAUUUGGUAAUGCAUGGUAAGUGACAUCUGCUCAGGAAGUUUACAAUUUAGUCGUGUUUAGCAUCCAGCAGAGACCCCCCAUGCUGCUCAAAAAACAAACAUGAUCAUGUGAUUGGAGGUCACCUCCAAUUCACGUACAGCCACUUUUUAAAUCCAUUACUGGAUGAAGGGCUCCCCACACAGUGUCGGUUCGUGGUGGUUGUUUGACUGCACUUAACCUGCACUAAUUAUUUGGUGAUGCUGCGUUGGCAGUGGUGCACAAGCACAAUUAACAAAUAACUUAAGUCCCUCGUCAAAAACACUGCCUUAAAUGAAAACAUAAAGACAUAUAAUCGGCAACGUUUUGGGAAAUGGCCCUUCAUCAAAGCACAUAAACAGAGGCCAGAGAGAUAGAGUGGAUGAUAAGAGUUGAGACUGCACUUAACACCAUGGAGGCUGAUGGGAAUUUGAUUGAAAUUUUUUUUGUAUCAAAUAAACCCUUCAAUAAUCAAAAUAAUUAUUAAACAAGUGCAUUUACAUUUUUAAAAAACUCAUGUUGCUGGCACAAUGCAUUGUGGGAAGGUUUAUUCUUGUGAGGACAAACAAGGCUCAACCCCCCUGCAAGUGCAUUCCUGGUAACCAGUCACUGUUUCAAUAAAUGCAUGGUUAACGACUGCUGGUCAGUGCAAGGCUGGUAUAGAAUAGAAGUGCCAAGGAUUGGUUGAAAUAUCAGACACCACUGAUAUUAGCCGUGGCUGCUGGGUUCAUAGCACGGUGUGCAAACCACUGCGCCACUGCUCGGCUCAUCACUUCCGACUAGUUUUUACUAUUUAACAAUUACUUUAGUACUGCUCUAGCUUUGCAGGGAAAAGGAAAACCGAUAAUUUCUUAACGUGAUAAGGAUUCAUUAUUUUCGCGUCUAUCAAGCCAUUAUAGACAGACCAGUGAUGAUGGCCAUUCGUGGGCACAGGCCCUCGUACGGUCUGUAACUGAGCUCAUAUCGUCAAUGUGGUAUUGAUUGCAGUAAUAAUAAACUAGAAAUGCACUGCCGAAUAUCGUGAAGCGGAGCAAAGACUGUGGUAUACAAACAAUCGUCUUUCCGUGAUGUGAUCUGUUGUUGACAAAUUACUGAAUUUGACGAACGGUCCUGGUGCCUGGUGGCAGCUAAUGUCAUCGCGCUGGUGAAAAUCUGUCACUUGUCCGCUUGUCUCAACAUCUGUCCACAUGGAUCAUGAUUCCCUCUUUGCGAAAUAAAAAAACAAGUCACUUUCAUUAUUUGUUUCCAUUCCGCAAACGCUUUAUUUGAUUUGUUACAUGAAUACAGGAUUAAUGUUUUAUGGUGACAAAUCACUGCAAUGAUUGAUAUCCUGCUGUUAUUUAAGGAAAAACAUCGAAGCCAGUUUUCAAAACUAAAGAACUUCGUAGCACGUUGCAUAAAUCACAAUUUGUUAUUACGCCACUCGCAAUUCUAAAAAUAAAACCUUUUAAUGAAUGUCCUUAUUGUGCGGAAAGCAUUAGUUAACCUUGUUUACGCAGAAAGGCACUAGGAGUAUUGUUCAACUGAAUGAAAAGGGCCAUCUGCUUCUGCUGGCUAAUUACCGUCCACGUGCGUUACCAUUCGCUAAUGCGCGAUAACGCAUGAUGUCGUCCCGUCUGCCACAGCCAAUCGCCUGUCGCCUCUGGCUUGACUUCCCUCCUCCUAAUCGAUUGUUGGCCACGCAUCUUUUUGAUAAAGCGGACUAGCGAAUCAUCUCUUAAGUGAUGUGGUAGGGGGGAUGGUUUGGCAUUUGAGUUGAGCUGCAUCGCGUUGUUUGCACAACCCCUGUGUGUGGCCUGUAGACCGCACCAUCAUCAUGGGCAGUGACGUGGCCCAAUAGCGCGUUUACCGCCUGUUGCCAUUGGUUCCCUGUUAUAAUCCGACAGGCCACCCUGGUUAUUACUACGAGUGUAUCGUAAAAUGUGCUAUCGUGUACAUAAAGUGGGUGUAAAAAAUAAGCCUAACAAACGAGUAGGUCAUUGUGUCCAAAUUUGCAGAAUUAAGAAAAUAUUACCUGCAGAUUACUCAAUUGUAAUUACACAUAGCAAUCACUGCCUCCCCCACCCUACUGGCAGCCUAAUGCCAAUUGCAGACCAGGUGCUGAGUACCUAUGCAUUCGUUAAUGCCAGUUCGGUUCUAUCACUGGAUGUGUGCGCUGUGUGCGCUGUGUGCACCAUGUAUUUUCCUGUCUCGUGUAAUUUACCGUGGCAUGGGAUGGCACUUUCGCUUCCCCCUUCCCAUCCUCGAUGACUGGGACCCAUGCAUCUGGAUUUACUGCCGCCAGUUUUCCGUUUCAUCCCUUUUUUUAAAAGAGACUUUCAUCAUUUGCUUACAUUAUAGAGCCACACUUACUUUGUAACUGGCUUCGUGAGUGUAGCCUUUUCUGGUUUGUUGUAAACGAAUAUAUAAUAUGUAGCAUACGUCUCUAUUAUGGAAGUAGCAUACGCAUAUACAUGUACAGUCAAUAUGUAAAUCCACUGCUGGAUGAGGGGCUGCCCAUAUCGUGUGAGUUCUGGGGGUAAUUUUACCAUACCUCACCAUGAUGAUCAGCGUGGGUUGAAGGUGAGGAGGAGCAUAUAUGUGGUAGCAUAUAAAUAGAGUAAACUAAAAUGUAUUUUGCUGCACUGUCCUCUGGCACACCACCACAUAGCCCUGUAUCCCGAUAACAACCUGUUUGUGGACGGUGAUCAUGCAUCCGAGCACCUUCCAGGCUCAGACCUGCUUAGCUUCCAAGAUCUGGUUAUGGGUGCAUUCCAGAUGAUUUCGUCAUGGGCUUAUGCUAGUAAUGCCCCUUAUUUAUCCAGGAAAGCCUCACCAAGUCUCAAUACUCUUUUUCCAGGGCGCUUCUGUCUUGAGAUAUUUUUCCAAAUCCAUUUAAUAGGUGUUUGGCGUGUGGAAGUACACCAGAGUUCCCGGAGAAAAUCAAACACACAUGAGGGUUGAACACUCAGCACUGCCAUCUCCUCACCAUAAAUGCACUGCAUAUUUCCACAUUGUCUCAUUCUCUUAAAAAUAUACAAAGUCCACCUUCAGCUUAUCUCCGUGUUUAAUUUGCAGAUCGGCACUUUGUUUGAAAAGAAAAAGUUGGCAUCUUCUCUGUGUUCAGCCGUGCUCUUUAUAUCUAACAAGCAAAGUCUAUCAGAAAGGGCUAAAUGUAUAAAGGCGCAAAUUGUAAAAAUCAUAAAACUAACAAACCGCGGAGGCAUUUUAUAAUAAAGCAUGAAUAACGAUCAUGCAGCAGUCCUGGGGACUAAAACCCAGUGUGAAGAUGUUGACGCUAAUUCGUUCCAUUUCAGCCGGGAGCAUUCGGGAGUUUCUCGCCAACGGCGUUGACCCCUCAAGUGCUGGCGCGCGGUGUGGUGUGCCGGGCGCCGGGCACUCCACACCGCCCAUGGCGCUGUUGUCGCCGACUCGGAACGUUCUGCUCGGUGGUGCCAACAUGGGCAGCAGCUUCAACUCGUGCCACUCGAUCCUCAGCGGCGGGUCCGUCUCCAACUUGUCUGACCUGCUGGAGCUGCGAGGCGACGACCCCGAGGGGCUGCUGCUGGAGCUGGGCUUCGGCGAGGAGGAGGAGGAUGUGGCAGCACGCGUACCGCCGCGCUUCUUCAGCACACCCUCGGCCGCCCGCGGAAUCGACCUGCGCGUCUUCCUGCGAGCACAGCUCCAACGGAUGGACGAGGAGAGCCCUACGAUCGCCAGUCGUUUCCGACAGGUGGAGGUGCUGGCCAAGGUGACGGACACCUUCUCCUCCCUCUACUCGCACGUGCGAGUCCGCCGCGACCAGUCGCUCGCGGAGACUCCCAGCUCUCCCCGAUCCCCGCUUCUUGGCAGCGCCAACUCCGUGGCGUCACGGGCCGCUCAGAACCUGCUGUGCCGCACGCGCUGGCAGAAGAGGAAUGACAGCAGCAGCGUCGCGGCGGACGAAUUGAUCAACAGGGACGAUGGGACGAUGGACGGAGGCGGCGGUGGCGGUGGCGGUGGAGGCGACGUGGGGGGACCGGGGAGGCGCGGGGGACGGCUCAGGAAGCCGUCACGGUUAGUGGAGAGCCCCCUGCGCCUGGAGCCACUGGUGGAGGAGGUUUCUGUAGGCGGCGGAGUCUCGCCCGUGCUCCCCGGAGCGCCAGCGUUCAGCUUUGUGGGAUUCGCGGUGGCACCAACGCACAAUGACCUGAAGUCGGGAAUCGGCCUGACGUCUGAGGGCCCCGAGCCUGCGUGCACACUCGUGAACAGAGUCGCGGAGGCUACUGCUGAUGAUCCUUAUCCAGUAUUUGUUGACGAGGAAGAUCAUCGAGAAAACGUGCCUUGUUCGAGUCCGGAAGCGGAGGACCUUAGCUUAGGCUCACCUGCUACAUCCGUUGAUGGUGUAGAUGUGGCGUGCGAUAACAAAAUCGCAUUUGACAAUUCGAACCCAAGCGGCAUUGCAAUGGAAUUAAAAUAUGCCCUGAAUUACAAUGACAACCCCGUUGACGGUGCGGAUUCGAGUGGCGUUCUCCAGUCGCAUGCCGUAUGUUCCUACACAGACAAGGGAGUCGAUGAUCAGCGGGCGCAUGCAACCAUUGAGCAAGGUGGGGACAGUCGUGCGAGGAAGCAGAUUGCAAAGGCUGCCUCCUCUCAGUCAGGUGAUGAACUGUGGCAGGAACCUUUGGACCCCAAAGAGGCUUUGUCUCAGCAGCCGCUGCCAUACAGGCAGAAUGUGGGCCGACGGCACGCAGCGAGCCCACAGCAAAUGCGCUCGUUAUCGUCGGACGACAGCCAAGAUCUUCCGACGCCCUUCGAAGAUUGCGAUCACAGUGAAAUAAUCAUGGAUCAGGAGGACGGAGAGCGUGAGGCCUCACCGGAGCUGGUGGCUUGUGUAGCGCACAAGCCUGAUGGGCCACUGGAACAGUGUAGACGGCACCUGAUGGAAAACUUCCGCACAAACAGCCUGCAGUCGGACAGCAGCGGCUUCGUCGACGACUCGAGUGUCGACCUCAACCCAAAGAGGAACGCUGAGCUCUUCUGUACUUCCCACGUGGAGAUGGGCAGCAGCAUGGAGAGCUCGGACAGCUGCGUGACCGUGCGGUGGAUCGGUGCCAAGCAGGCCGAAGCCAUCACGUGCCUGAGCCCCACAUCGCCGGACAUGAGCGAAGCGAGUUUCCUCACGACCGUGUCCAACUGGGACGAGGAGACAUGGGACAGGGAGACGCGGGAGGGGGAGAUGCAGGAAGAGGAGCUGUGGGAGGAGACGCAGGAAGGGGAAAUACGGGACAGGGAAGCACGAGAGCAGGAGGCACGGCGUGGGGAGAUGAGGGAAAUCCAUAUGCGGGAGAAGGAGAAGCAGAACAGCGAGACCCAAGAGGAUGAGAUGCAGGAAGGGGAGAUGCUGCACAGGGACGUGCAGGAGCAAGAGACACGGGAUGCGGUGACGUGGGAAAUGGAGUCGCAUAAGGAUGAAAUGCAGGACGGGGAGAUGCAGGAGGAAGAGAUAUGGAAAGAGGACAGCGCGGUAGCGUCACCGGGCCCAGACUACGCUAUCUCCACAUCCCCGUGCGAUUUGUCAGAGACGGAUGGAGCGCAUUUAAACAGCGUCGACCGUGGCGACUUGCCGACGGCAUCAAGUCAGUGCAGUUUUUCACGGAGCGAGCAAAACCUAGCAGGUGUUGUCGACACCGUGUUUGAGAUUUACAUGAUUUUCAGUGAGGAGCCUCAAGAAGAGCACGGCUCACAAAUGAAUUUCAAGCCUUUGGGAUCCUUGACUCCCAUCUCUAGGGAAACGUAUGGAAUGGAGCUUGAGUCAAGUGGCGAGCCAGAGAUGGAGUGCAAUCCCAGCAGAAUUUUAACAGAAGACCUCAUCAUUAAACUCGAGGACACGCUCGGAGGAGAACUCUCCCAAGAACCCGCAUCGAUUGGUGAGCAUUUAACGAAUUCACGUGACGUGUUUCACGGCGAUUUGGGCAAAAAUAGCAUUCCGCUGGGGUGCAACAGUGACCUGUUAGUGAGCGGCGAUGUUCCUCUGAUCGAUGUGGGUGACCCUGCCAGGGGGAGGUCACGCCUGCAGCGACCAAACGUCGUUGAUUUACGAGCGACUGAAAGUGUCUCUGAGGGGCCUGAAUUGCGAGUGCAGGAAGAGGCGCAUUUCGGGGCAUUUGAGGUGUCCACGCCAGUGAACUGCGAGUACAUCGAUCACCCAAAGACGCGACGUGUCGUCGGCGAGGCGCGCUGGGAGCCAGGCACACAAGUGUUCGCGAAUCUCGAGUCCCAUCGACACUCCAAUCGAAAUUUGGAGGAGGCUUUUGAUGAGGAAAUCCAAGAGGGUUUGGAACAAGAAGAAUCAUUAAGUGAUUCGGAACAAAGCUCUGUACUGGAUGACUCUGAUGCUGCAGGAGAAGCUGAAGGGAGAGUGCAGAUUUCGGGCUCACAAGACGACCACGGGAUGAUUGCCAGGCCUGGAACUUGGAAUCGAAAUUUAACUUCUCACAAAAUGAUCUCAUUCGUACCAUCCUCUCGCUUGAUAUGCAGUGGCGUGCCUUACGUACCACCCUCGGUCGCUCGGAAGAUACAAACGUCUCUGCACCGCAUUUCUGUGAGGGACCGCGGGCAGCAGGGUGAUGCUAGAGAAGCAGAGACGCCGCAAAACGUGACCUCGCCACUGAAGGCAACGUCACCUCCUGCCACGAGAGCGCAGCAGGGAGCAUCCCCACCGUGCCCAGGUUUGUCGAUGCCCCGUGGCCUCUUCUCUAGUGAGAGACCCUCCCCAGUGCCCGGUAAACCUCCGGUAAAGUGGGUUGAGUCUCCUCGCGUCGUAUCGUCGAUACUCAUAAUGAACGGCACGGACGACCACGCGGCACGCCUUCCCCGUCGCGUCCAGUUUGCACCCAGCAGCUCUCCCACAUCUCACAAAGAAAAUAAAUGUCCUCAGAGGAAUGAGGAAAGCGCGACGAGGAAAAUCGAAAGGAACUCUAAUAGAGGUUAUGGCGCUGACGGCGGCUGUAGAAUGGACGACCGUGCGAAAACGUGUCGGACGGAACUGUUCGUGCCUUUACGAAGAAAACAGCACAAAUUCUUGGACAGCAGUGUUCAGCCCUCGCGACUCCACUCGAGGUGCGGCGAAGACAACGAUGUCUUCGCAGGCCACCAUCACUCGUGCAUGGGCAAUUCCUCAAGUGUUCACCCUUGGCACCUUGUCAGCCAGCCCUGCUGUCCCGAGUACCAUCACGCUCACCACCACCACCACCACCGUCGCCAGAGUGUGCCAUUGUGUGACGAGUGCGGCGCCGCUCAGGUUCUUCCUGCGAGGUCGCCGUGCUCACUUGCCGUGUGCGCCAGCGUCGUUCCCUGGCACGCGGCGCCGUGCUCCCCGUGGGCACCAUGUGGGCACGGCGCGUCUUGUGCACGUACGCUGGAGGCCCGACUUAUGGAGGUUCUGUGCGGGAUCCAGCUCGCCGUGAGGAGCGUCACUGCCUCGCUGAUCGGUGGAACAGACGCGGGUCACGUGGCAGAAACCUCUAAAGACUUUCAAGAGCAGCGGCUCCGGACUGAGUGUGCCCUGCACGAGAUGGACUCUGUGCAGAGAGACCUGUUGCGCUUCGAGCGAGAGAUGAGCGAGCUGGAGCAGCAGUCAGCAGCGCAGCCAGCGGUGACGCAGCGCCACAGGCGGGAGUGGGAGAGGCUGCGGGCCCUGCGUGAAGACGUGCGGAGGGAGCUGGCCCAGCUGCAGGAGCGGCUGCGGGACAGGAGGCGAGCGCUAGAGGGGCAGCUGCAGGCGGAACCCACAUGGGGAGCGGCAGCCACAGAGAGGAGCGCGAAAUCCUCCGAGAGUCCGUUCCUGCAGCACAUGGUAUCGGAGCUACUGCAAGAGCAGGCCAAUCUUAAGCUUGAAAUUUUGGAGGCCGAGGGACAGCAGGAGACGCGAUGGGAGUGCAGCGGAGACACGGGCAGCCCACGUCCCCACGCGGCCGCGAGGGUCGCACCAGCCGCCACGCGGUGCGGGCCCGGCGCAUCGUCCCCCGCGGAGCCCAGCACGGAGCACGCGGCGAAUUGCCUCUCGCCAACCUCUGAAGCGGAUGCAUGGCCGCAAUGGGGACGGCACCGCCGGUGCUCGACCGCCGCGAGCGAAGUGCCGACAUACCGGCCACACGGGCCGCGAGGCGAUGCGGAGCGACACGACGCGGCGUGCCGGGAGAGGAGGCCGGAGUCUCCGGCGAGCCGACGAUCAUCCGGUGGCUCACGAGAUGAGGCGGCCGUGAGUCACGGAGAGCUCCUGUACCUACUAAAGAUGAUGAAGGACUCCAUGCUGCGAGAGGUGCGCAAGGAGGUGCUGGACAACAUGCUCCCUUUCCUCACCGGUGCCGAGUUCUCAGCUUCUCUCCCCGAGGAGCUCGAGUCGUGAUGAUCAUCCCGUACCCUCGCAAAGCUCCUGGGCAUGAGUGCUCCUACCUGAUCACUACCAGAAGCAGAGCUGCAAGAGGAUUAGGACUUCAGCGGGGUGGUUUGUGAACUACUGCGUAUGUUUUCACAGCUGUUCUUUAUAAUUCUCUGCUCCACUUACUGGAAGCUUUAGUUCCUGAAAAAUCUCCCACCACAUUGAGCAAAACGUCGGACAGCAUGCCAAGCAAAACGCGGUAUGACCUGAAACACAUCGGAUAUCCAUUUCUGCUUGUGUUCUCGUCUGCCCUCCGUCGUGGGUGGCAUUGGAAGGAAGGCGAUAAACAACACCCUGGCUCUGUGCGCAGGUUUUCCCAAUCUUCCACCUGCAAGCAAAGUGCGUGAGAGCGGGGAAUGCACAUCGCACUGUGAAAAAAAAACACACGGGAUCAAGCGAGGCCUUGGUGCGUCUGACAGCUGCUGUCUCUGGGCUGGGGCAGGCACGCAUUGCAGUGUGCACGUUGAACAAAUACGUCGAGUAUCUCGAAGCACAUGGGGCAGUCUGGGGAGGGUCUGGAUCAUACGGGAGUGAGCGGCGAUUGCUCUGCGGGUUCGGCCAUCGUGGGAUUGGAAGAAGCGAUAGCAUUUUACUGCGCAGCUCUUCGCAGUCCCUUCGCUUUAUAGCCCUUCGAUGUGUCUCCGUGGUGUUUGGACAACACGGGGUAACAACCCGAAUACUCAUCGGAGAGCGAAGCAUUUGUAUGCUCAUUUCCUGCAGUGCCCUGCCGGUUUUCAGAAUUAAAUCCACUCUUCCUGCAAGCAAUGUGCCAAUAUAUUUUUAAAUGCAAUUAAUACUUAAAUAUAAUUACUUUUUCCUGAGUGCAUCACUCAAAGUGAAAAACUGUUUCUUAUUGUGUUUAUAUAUAUUGAAACUCGGAACGAAUAGCGGUCGUAGAGUUUUUGUUUUUAUGCAUGUGACGACUCCUCUUGCAACGGAACUAAUUAUGAAUAUAUCAAUCGCAUCUCUCCCUUGAAAUUGCUGCACAUGCUGCUCAGAGUUUACAUGAAUGCUUGGAAUCGCAGCUGAUGCAAACACAAAACGUGCAAUUAUUUGAAUAGAAUUGUUUUUGUUCGUCUUUUGAAUUCUACCUUUUUAUGCAAGGUGUGCGUGCACAUGGGGUCUGUGAGCACGUCCACGUUACGCGUUAAGUCCGCGUGCAACAUAUGGAAAUCUGAAUGUACAGAUGUUUAUACAAUCUUGAUUUAAAGCUUUCGUGACUGCAGGAAUUCAUAUUCUUUGGGUCUUUCGGUAAGGCCACGUAGAUAGAACAGAUAAUAAUAAAAUAACAAUAUCGUCAUCAGGUGAAAAAUAUAGCGGGAGAGCUGCUGACAAUAUAUAUUCUCAGCAGCUCUUCCACUAUAUUUUUGCGAUCGAAACAUCGUGAUGUCGUUAUUAAUUUUAUUAUUUUGGAUUAUUUGUUCUAUCUGCGUGGCUUUACCGAAAGACCCAAAGAAUAUGUAUCAGUCUUGUUGUCACAGAGUUCAUAAGGGGAUGUAUUUUUUUCUUGAAUAUAGUGGCAGAGAUUAAACUAUUCAACUUGAUUUAUUUUACCAGUUAAGCCCACUGAGCUAUAUAGCUCUUUUUCAGAAGUGGCCUGGCUACAAAUGAUAACUCAACGAAGUGGCUUAUGUGGAAAUUUAUAACAGCCAAAUGCUCUGAACGCAUGUUUUUAAAUGUAGAGAGAAAGACCGGAGGACCCGACAAAAAAUCCACGUGACCACGGGGAGAACAUGCAAACUUCAAAUAUACAGGCGUCAGGGUCGGGAUCGAACCCACGACCUUCUAUAUACCUGGCGAGGUAGUAUCUUGCCACCAUGGCGCCCAUAUGAUGUAUACGAUGGCAAAUUUUAACUCCAGUGCAAUAAAUGACACGCGUAUUCUUUGGAAAUAUAUGGGCGUUGGAAUGCGAUAGAGCUGCUAUGCACAACGCACACUUAACCGUACAUUUUUUCUUCAAAGUGUUUAACAUUCCAUUUAUUUAAGGUUAGUUUAAAAUGCCUUGUGCACUUUUUUGCCACCUUCAUCUAUAUGUAAAUGCACAAUGCACUGUGCUUUUCGCAUGUGAUUUCUACACCUCCUGGGAGGUGCUGGGUGGCUCUGUGCCAGAGUGAAUGCCGGUGUCCGUGUUUUCUGCGUUGAACUCUGAAUAAUUGCGCUGCGCUGGGAGGUGUGACGCCACUCUCUCCUACGGUUUCGUUUCGAAAUCAGAAAAUUUGCAUCUUUUUUGCAGAUGCCGAAAGCCACACAUUCCUGCCUUUUAUUCCUCGUGUUAAUGGGUCUACGACAAACAUCGCCAUAAACAACACUCAUUGACGGUCAGGGCCCACCAAGACACUUAAAUAUUUAAUGAAACGCACAUUUCCAAACACUAAAUUACACACGCAGGCAGAAAGCAACAGCGUACUUAUUCAGUGUAUUGCCAAAGAUCGACUUAUCUAGUAUUGAAUGUUUUUAAAAUUCAUACUAAAAAUAAAUCGAUAUUUUAUGGCGUGGAA